AUGAAUUCACUACUAGGGUAUGUUCGAAAAUUGUUGGGAGCUGGAAAAAAGUCUCAAAAUCCAAGAUUGUUUUCAGAAAUACCCAAAGUGAAACAAUUCGAAAACCGAAACAUGGUAGCAAGACGAAAAGAACAAAAAGCGAUACUCGAAGAACCAAAACAUUGAGAAGUGAAAGACUUGGAGGACAUACAAUUGCACAAGAUCAAGAAUCAUCUACAAUUCAAGAAUCUGAUCGUGGAAAGAAGAAAAUGAGCAAGAAAAGUACGGAUCGAGUUAUGAUGUCGACAAGAGUCAGAAAACACGGCGAAACAUCGGAAAUGCAACAAUUAUCGACACGAACUCAUAUCGAUCAAUUACAUGUUUCAACACCACAACCAUCUACACCACAAACAUCUACACCACUUGCAACUUCGAGAGAAAAAUCGAAUAGUGAGAAAUGGGCUGGAAGAGAUGUUGCAAGAACUUUUUUGGAUCGUAUUGGUUGGUUUUUUGAAGGGGAAAAGAGGAUGGAAAAUGUUUUAAUUUGAAAAUUGUUGGGCUCUUUUUGAAGAUAAUUGAGGGUCGCUGGUCUUCAAUUCAUAGUUGAAUUUUUUCAAAAUGAUGUUUGCUAAAAAAAAUUUUCAAAAAUGUUCACAAGUUUUCAAAAAUUCGAAACUUUUUUUCUGAUAUUUCUUCCGAAUUUCUGCCUUUUUUUUCAUGGAAAAUCUAAUUUUCGGGUUUUUCAUAAUUUUCGAAUGGAGAAAAAUUCAGAAUUUUCUUGUUUGUAUCAAUAUUUUUUUGCAGACACAAUGGUUGCUCGAAGCGAAUUCAUCGAACUCAAAAACAUCCAACCCGAUCUCAACAAAUGCAAAAAAUGGCGAAAAAAUCAGGCAAAAAAUCAAUCGGAACAAUAUGCUUGUUUUGAUCAUAACAUCGUGAAACAUCCUCAAAAUUCGGAAGAAUAUGUAAAUGCUUCAUCGAUAAAUCUUUCGAAUAUUUCAAAACCGAUCAUAAUUGGACAAAUUCCGAAAAAGGAAAAUUUUGAAGAAUUUUGGAAAAUCAUAUUCGAAGCCAAUGUUAUGUUGAUGUAUGUUUUGAUUGGCGCCGAUGAAAUUGCGGAUUUUUUCCCGCGAGAAGUUGGAGCAUAUGAACAUUUUGGAAGUAUGUGGGUGAAUAAUCGGAAGGUUGAAAAAGUUGAUAAUGAAUGUUAUCGAUAUAAUGUUGAAGUUUUGCCGCAAGGAUGUUCGAAUUCGAAUCAAAUGACAAUUGUUUUGCAAAUUGAUUGGCAAUCGCAAAAUGUUCCGGCAAAGUUUGGAAAAACUAUUAAAUCGGUUAUCGAAGUCACUAGUUUUAUUCCAAGUGCGGUGAGUUUUUGAAAAAAAAAUUUUGCUGAAAAAAUUUCAAAUUUUCUCAAUUUUUCCAGCCUGGCGAAGACAAAUGUAUGAUAAUAUCAAAACACGGUGCAGGUCGUGCUGGUUUCUUCAUCUCAUUAUGCUCUGCAAUCAGCACACUCAACAAUAAACACGAGCCGAAACUUGUCGAAAUUGUGAAAAAAGUUCGAGAACAACGUCCCGGCGCUGUUGAAUCCUUCAAACAAUACACGUCGCUUUAUCUCUGCCUGGUGUAUUAUAUCAAGAAAAAGUUGAACGAUCCGAAACUCCAACAAAAGACUGUGCAAAUCAAUGAAGCGUUUAAAUUAUUAUUGGAAGGAGCCGGUCAAUCUGUCAUGCAAUAA
This is a messenger RNA of Caenorhabditis angaria, 1714 nucleotides long. NCBI's taxonomy places the organism in Eukaryota, Metazoa, Nematoda, Chromadorea, Rhabditida, Rhabditidae. The record is from the annotation of a GenBank genome assembly.